Penicillium crustosum is the source of this 1467-nucleotide messenger RNA. RefSeq lists its product as uncharacterized. The transcript has a single exon. Gene Ontology annotation, molecular function: L-glutamine:D-fructose-6-phosphate transaminase (isomerizing) activity; carbohydrate derivative binding. The coding region runs from base 1 to 1467 and encodes 488 amino acids. Gene Ontology annotation, biological process: protein N-linked glycosylation; fructose 6-phosphate metabolic process; UDP-N-acetylglucosamine metabolic process. The record is from RefSeq and is a predicted model, not a curated record. NCBI's taxonomy places the organism in Eukaryota, Fungi, Ascomycota, Eurotiomycetes, Eurotiales, Aspergillaceae.
AUGAAGGUGGAUUUCGUCGAUGUUGAAUACUCGGAAGAAGGUGUCCUUUCCGCGGAGCAGGCCUCCCAGAAUGCGGCUGCCAAGAAGUCUGCCACAAGCCUCCUUGCCCCUCCCGACAAGUCUCUGUUGCACCGCUCUCAGUCGCGGGCCUUCCUGUCUGACGAUGGCAUCCCCCAGCCCGUCGAGUUCUUCCUGUCUUCCGACCCAUCUGCCAUUGUGGAGCACACCAAGAAGGUGCUCUACCUGGAGGAUGACGAUAUUGCCCACAUCCACGAGGGACAGCUUAACAUCCACCGUCUGACCAAGGAUGAUGGCACCUCCAACGUCCGUGCCAUCCAGACCAUCGAACUUGAGUUGCAGGAGAUCAUGAAGGGCAAGUUCGAUCACUUCAUGCAGAAGGAGAUCUUCGAGCAGCCCGAGUCUGUCGUCAACACUAUGAGAGGUCGUCUGGAUGUGGCCAACAAGAAGGUCACCCUCGGUGGUCUCCGUCAGUACAUCUCAACUAUCCGUCGCUGCCGCCGAAUCAUCUUCAUUGCCUGUGGUACCAGUUACCACUCAUGCAUGGCUGUGCGUGGUAUCUUCGAAGAGCUCACUGAGAUUCCUAUCGCAGUCGAGCUCGCCUCCGACUUCCUUGACCGACAGGCCCCAGUGUUCCGUGAUGACACCUGUGUGUUUGUCUCUCAGUCUGGAGAGACCGCUGAUUCCCUGAUGGCUCUUCGCUACUGUCUGGAACGUGGUGCCCUGACCGUUGGUUGUGUCAACGUUGUCGGAUCUUCCAUCUCUCUCCUCACCCACUGCGGUGUUCACAUUAACGCUGGUCCCGAGAUCGGUGUCGCCUCCACCAAGGCAUACACCUCUCAGUUUGUGGCCAUGGUCAUGUUCGCUUUGUCGCUGAGUGAGGAUCGUGCCUCUAAGCAGGAGAGACGUGAGGAGAUCAUGGAGGGUCUUGGACAGAUCUCCGAGCAGUUCAAGCAGAUCUUGAAGCUCAAUGAUCCGAUCAAGGACCUGUGCGCCAAGUUCUUCAAGGACCAGAAGAGCUUGCUGCUGUUGGGCCGUGGUGCUCAAUUCCCCACUGCCCUUGAGGGUGCCCUGAAGAUCAAAGAAAUCUCAUACCUCCACUGCGAAGCCGUCAUGUCCGGCGAAUUGAAGCACGGUGUUUUGGCUCUUGUUGACGAGAACCUCCCCAUUAUUAUGAUUCUUACCCGUGACAACCUGUUCACCAAGUCCCUGAACGCCUACCAGCAAGUCAUUGCUCGUGGUGGUCGCCCCAUUGUUAUCUGCAACCAGGAUGACCCCGAGUUCUCCUCCGCCCUGACCGAGAAGAUCAACGUGCCCAAGACCGUGGAUUGUCUCCAGGGUCUGCUCAAUGUGAUCCCAUUGCAGCUUAUCUCUUACUGGCUUGCCGUUGGCGAGGGACUGAAUGUUGAUUUCCCUCGCAACCUGGCCAAGUCGGUCACUGUCGAGUAA